AACGUCCAUGAAUUACUAAUUGACAAUUUAUAACAACAUACCAAUUUUGGUCUUUUAUUAAUUUAUUAUUAAAUUAAAUAAGCACGUUUGCAGUUACUUCAACUUUCUGAUAUUGGUACCACAGCGCGCCUUCUGCGAUUUCGCCGAUUUUAAAUUUGUUGAAAUAGGUUAGCAAUGACAAUAACAACCUGCCCCCAAAAAUGAAGCCCCUGACCGACAAAAACCUCACCACUUUACGCAAAUUCCUAAAAACCAGGAUCCUCAACAACACCGAGUUCGUAGGCCACCGCGAUGAGCGCCUGCAAGUGCGCGACCUCCUCCAGCGAACCAUUGAGUCAGGCGAGUCCAAUUCGGCCCUCCUGAUAGGCCCCCGCGGCUCCGGCAAGACCACGUUGGUUAGAGAUGUCCUCAAAGACCUGGACUUCAAGUCGGACGCCAUUCUGGUGCAGCUGCACGGUCUCGUCCACACCGACGACCGCCUGGCUCUCAAAAGCAUCACGUCGCAGAUGAAACUAGACAACGCGGUGGACGGAAAGGUGUUCGGGAGCUUCGCCGACAAUUUAGCGUUUUUGCUGGCUUGUUUGAAGUCCGGGCAACGGGGCACCGCCAAAAGCGUCAUUUUCGUUAUCGAAGAGUUUGAUUUGUUUUGUUCGCACCACAAUCAGACGUUGUUGUAUAAUUUGUUCGAUGUGUCUCAGUCAGCGCAAACCCCCAUUUGUGUCCUUGGUGUCACGUGUCGGUUGGAUGUUAUAGAACUUUUGGAAAAGCGCGUGAAGAGCAGGUUUUCGCAUAGACAGAUUUUUUUGUUUAUGGGGACAGACGAAACUAGGGGCCAGUCUAAUUUAGAAUAUAGAUUGGAACGCUUGAAGGCGUUUCUGUUAAUUCAUAACGACGAAACUUUAGAUGUUUCGGCUAGUUUUAAGAAAGAGUGGAACGCUCAUGUUGGUAGUUUGUUGAAAGAUAAAAAUUUUAAAUCUGUGAUGCAGAGACUGCUGGAUGUAGAUUUAAGUGAAAAGAGCUUGAAAAAUAUUCUGAUGGUUGUCGUGUCACAACUGGAUGAUACUAACAACAAGCUAACACAUCAGGCGUUCCUUGAGCAGGUACAACGUUUCGAGAAAGACGAAAUCGUUCAAGUUUUGCAAGAUUUGAGCGUCCUUGAGUUAACGUUGCUGAUUUCGAUGAAACAUCACUGCGAGAUAUAUGACAACCAACCAAUGAAUUUCGAGAUGGUGUACAACCGGUAUUUGAAGUUUGCUAAUUCGAACUCUAAUGUACAAACUGCUGAGAGACCUGUGGUGAUGAAGGCCUUCGAACAAAUACAGAAUCUCGAACUCGUUUCAAUGUUGGGGUCUGGGAAUAGCGGGAUACAAAAAGAGUACCAACUGUUUAAACUUCUACUAUUGCCACUACAACUAGCCGACGCUAUCAAGAAAACACCAGGGCUGCCAACUGAAGUCGUCCAAUACGCCAACAGUAGUUUAAUUUAGUCGAAAUUGUCGUAGUCGUCGAAAUCUUCAAUAUACACUUUCGCAGCUUUGUACAGAAA
Zophobas morio is the source of this 1546-nucleotide messenger RNA. It is a transcript of the gene Orc4, whose product is annotated as origin recognition complex subunit 4. Gene Ontology annotation, molecular function: ATP hydrolysis activity; ATP binding; DNA replication origin binding. The transcript is spliced from 5 exons. Gene Ontology annotation, cellular component: nuclear origin of replication recognition complex; nucleus. The coding region runs from base 201 to 1487 and encodes 428 amino acids. The record is from RefSeq and is a predicted model, not a curated record. Lineage: Eukaryota; Metazoa; Arthropoda; Insecta; Coleoptera; Tenebrionidae. Gene Ontology annotation, biological process: DNA replication initiation; DNA replication.